AUGUCCACCGUCGCCGCCCGUCCUCUCUCGAGCAAUUGUGUCGCCCACGAGUUCUCUUCGGAGUCAGCAAACAUGUUCACCCCCACCCUCCGCCGCGCUGCCGCCCAGGCUUCCUCUUUCGGGCCCAAGUACUACACUCCCCGUCACGUUGGUGGCGUGAACCUCAGCACCCUGACCCAGGCCGGUACUCUCGCUGGCAGCUUCGGCGUUGCUGCCGGUGUCUUUGCAGUCUUCUUCUUCGGCGAGGUGCCCCGUGUGCGCAAGGAUAUCCUGCAGAAGAUCCCUGGCCUGGACGUCUACUUUGACCGCACUGUGGCCCCCGAGGACAACCCCUUCUAA
Molecule: messenger RNA, 339 nt
Organism: Penicillium lagena
Lineage: Eukaryota; Fungi; Ascomycota; Eurotiomycetes; Eurotiales; Aspergillaceae
Product: cytochrome b-c1 complex subunit 10
Exons: 5
Coding region: 1-339 (112 amino acids)
Biological process (GO): mitochondrial electron transport, ubiquinol to cytochrome c
Source: RefSeq, a predicted model, not a curated record